GAUGCCAAGCGGCUGAUUGGGCGUCGGUUCGACGACCCCGUGGUGCAAGAGGAUAUGAAGCAAUGGCCUUUCAAAGUAGUGAGAGAACAAGGCGGAAGGCCCAGAAUCGAAGUAACGUUUAAGGGAGAAACUAAGAGUUUCUUUCCUGAAGAAGUGAGUGCAAUGGUGUUGUCCACGGUCAAGCGUAUAGCCGAGUCAUACCUUGGAGCGACGGUGCGCAACGCCGUGGUCACCGUGCCAGCUUACUUCAACGAUUCCCAGCGCCAGGCCACCAAGGACGCCGGCUUCAUAGCAGGCCUCAAUGUCCUGCGUAUCAUUAACGAACCAUCAGCUGCUGUUCUUGCUUACGGGCUGGACAAAACCGAUGUUGAUGAAGAACGAAAUGUGCUAAUUUUCGAUUUGGGAGGCGGAACUUUUGAUGUCUCUGUACUAACUAUAGAGGAAGGCAUCUAUGACGUCAGAGCUACCGCUGGCGAGACUCAUUUGGGCGGUAAAGAUUUCGACGCUCGUAUGGUGGAGCGUUGCGUAAUUGAGUUUGAUAGGAAGCAUGGCAUAGAUUUGCGGAAAGACAAAAGGGCCCAAACUAGAAUUAAGAACCAAUGUGAGCGGGCCAAGCGGACUCUGUCCACAGCAAUGGAAGCAAGUGUCGACAUUCUUGGAUUGCAUGAAGGUAAAGAUUUGCACAUAAAUUUCACUCGGGCCCAAUUUGAAGAGCUGAACAGGGACCUGUUUGAGAAGACUUUGGCACCUAUGGAGAAAGCAUUGCGCGAUGCCGAAAUAGACAAGGCGAAUAUCAACGAUGUCAUUCUUGUGGGUGGUUCGACCAGGAUUCCGUACAUCCAAAAACUGGUGUUGAACUUCUUUGAGGAUAAGGAGUUGAACAAGAGUGUGAAUCCUGACGAGGCUAUUGCGUACGGAGCGGCUGUGCAGGCGGCGAUUCUGGACGGAGAUCCUUCGGAAGUUAUCAUGGAUUUGGUGCUUGUGGACGUAACACCUCUGUCGCUUGGAGUUAGCACUCUAGGAAAUGUAAUGACUAAGUUGAUAGAGCGGAAUACUACUAUACCUGCAAGGGCAACGCAGACUUUCUCCACUGCAGUGGACAACCAAAAGCAGGUUCUCAUUCAAGUUUUCGAAGGCGAACGCAUAAUGACGCGCGAGAACAAUCUUCUGGGUAAAUUUAAACUUACCCGUAUCCCGCGAGCCAAGAAAGGGGUUCCACAAAUAGAAGUCACUUUCGUAAUUGACGAAAACGGAAUACUCAACGUGUCAGCUGUCGAUCGUAGAACGAAGAAAUCUAGACAGAUCACCAUAAAAAAUGACAAAGGCAGACUUUCGAAGCACCAGAUCGACAGAAUGGUGCAAGAAGCUGAAAUGUUCAAAAAGGAAGAGGAACAAAUGAAAAUUUCUGCUGAAGCGAGAAACACACUCCAGUACUUUUGCUACAGCAUGCGGUCGAAGGCCCAGAACAAAAAUUUGCAAAUACAAGUGCACAUAAAGCAAGCAGUUUUGGACAAAUGUGAAGAGAUACUCAGUUGGCUCGAGGUCAACCACCAGGCAUCAGUCAAAGAUCUGAACUGUAAACUGAUCCAGCUCAAACGAAUUUGCCGGCCUAUUGAUAAAUUGUAAUCGAAAUGUCGACUUCCGAAAAUCUCGAAUAAACAAACUAGAGGAAAUGGUAUCAAACUGUUAACCAUUGUAACAAGUAUGGUAACUUCGAGAAUAAAUCGAAAAAAUGUGAAAAUUAGAGGUCAUUUCGUGAUUUUUAUCUAUCGAGGAAACUUUAUUGUUUUAUGUUUCUGAUUCAUGUCUAUGCUUG
Messenger RNA from Hyposmocoma kahamanoa, 1816 nucleotides. RefSeq names its product heat shock cognate 71 kDa protein-like. Gene Ontology annotation, cellular component: cytoplasm. Gene Ontology annotation, molecular function: misfolded protein binding; heat shock protein binding; ATP-dependent protein folding chaperone. The transcript is spliced from 3 exons. The coding region runs from base 55 to 1626 and encodes 523 amino acids. NCBI's taxonomy places the organism in Eukaryota, Metazoa, Arthropoda, Insecta, Lepidoptera, Cosmopterigidae. The record is from RefSeq and is a predicted model, not a curated record. Gene Ontology annotation, biological process: cellular response to unfolded protein; protein refolding.